Messenger RNA from Trichosporon asahii var. asahii CBS 2479, 990 nucleotides. RefSeq lists its product as uncharacterized. The coding region runs from base 1 to 990 and encodes 329 amino acids. The transcript has a single exon. The record is from RefSeq and is a predicted model, not a curated record. Lineage: Eukaryota; Fungi; Basidiomycota; Tremellomycetes; Trichosporonales; Trichosporonaceae.
AUGGUUAUGAUCGAUCAUACCUUCUUCCCUCAUAUCAUCGACGCCUUAUGGGCACGUAUGGAUUUCGACUCCGUUCUCGCCGCUCGGACAACUUCAAAGGAGUGGCUACGGCGCGGGAACAAGAGGCUGCGUCGGCACAUGCUUCUGCAACCGCCUGAUCAGUACGACGAAAGCAGUAGUGACGAUGUCUCGACAGUGAUCAAGUACGGGUACAUGGAAGACAACUACUAUCUUACUUUCCUGCUGUUGAGCACCAAAGAUACAACCUAUGAGGCGUUCGACUCGCAGAACAUCCGUCCCCGCCGCCUCAGCGAGACUGAUAUCGACACACUGCGGCAUCCGCCAGCUCCCGGGACACUCUGCGAGGUGCUCCAGGAUGUCGAAGUCUUGGAUGUCCGGUUCUCACCCGAGCUCUAUCAAUCCUUCGUGAGCUACGAUGUGCUCCUGUGGCAUGCUCAAAAGAGGGCCAUCAUCCGGGUCAAUUUGAUGCAGCACACGCCGGGCGUAGUCCCAGAGACCACCGUGGGGGGAAUGGGCGGUACGCAGGUCUAUUUCGUUCACCUUCAAUCCUCCAUCGACAUCAGAGCGUUGGUGCCUGAGACUGUCAUCCUCAAUUUGAACUGCCAAGAGGAUAGCCCGGGCUUCAGCUACCGCCACUCACGUCUCGAGGUUUCCCCGGGUGGUUUGGACAAAUCCCGCGUGGUCCUCAUCAUCCAGAACGGCUUCCCAUCGAGGUACUUCAGGGACGAACAUGUGAUGUUCCUUUGGUCCUGGACGAGGAUAGAUUGCCGCACCGUGGACGUCACCGUCGUGGCUUCUGAAGACCUCUAUGACACAGAAGCGGACCUCAGGAUCUUCAAGCAGCGCAUUUGCCAACAGGUGCUUGGAACACGAGGCCGAACCUCAAUCGCCCCUCCGCGCAUCCUGACGCCCGCUGAGUACAAAGCCGAAGUUGGCGCGGAGAAGUACAAGAUCUACACUGAAUGGUAG